AUGGUGACCCAGGAGGCUAAUGCCAGCACAGCAGAUGGCACGGUGCCCUGUGGCAGACUGUUCCCCUUCGAGGAGGUGGUGUGGGCGAACAGCAGCCUGGUGCUGCCUACCUUCUCGGCCGCAGCCCAGGCCCGUGUGGCUGUCACCCUGGGGCUCUGUGUGAUCUCCACCGCCUGCAAUGUGGCUGUGCUGUGGGCCGGUGUGGGCAAGCGGCACGCCAAGCGCUCCCAUGCCCGCCUGCUUCUCCUGCACUUGGCAGCAGCUGACCUGCUGGUAGCCGUGCUGGUGAUGCCCGUCGAUGCUGCUUGGAACAUCACUCUGCAGUGGCGGGCGGGGGAUGUGGCCUGCCGCCUGCUCAUGUUCCUCAAGCUCCUGGCCAUGUACGCGUCGGCUUUUGUCACAGCCAUCAUCAGCCUGGACCGCCAAGCUGCCAUUUUGCACCCACUGGCCAUCGCCAAGGCGCGGCGCAGGAACCACGUUUUGCUGCAUGCCUCGUGGCUGCUGAGUGCUGGGCUCUCCGUCCCGCAGCUGUUCCUCUUCCGCACGGUCACGCUCGGCCCCCCGCAGAACUUCACGCAGUGCACCACGCGGGGCGCCUUUGCCCAGCGCUGGCACGAGACGGCCUACAACAUGUUCGGGUUCCUCGGCCUCUUCCUGCUCCCGCUGCUGGUCAUGACCGGCUGCUACUCGCGGAUCCUGCUGGAGAUUUCCCGCCGCGUCGGAGCCUCCAGCGGUGUGUCGGCCAAGGAGCUGCCUUUGCGUCGGUCGCGCAACCCAAUCCCGCAGGCGCGGCUGCGCAUGUUGCGCCUCAGCGUGGCCAUCGUUGGCUCCUUCGUGGUCUGCUGGACUCCCUACUACCUGCUGGGCCUCUGGUAUUGGUUCUGGCCGGCGGCCAUGGAGGGGGCGGUGUCCCACUCGCUAGCCCACCUCCUCUUCAGCUUCGGGUUGCUCAGUGCCUGCCUGGACCCCAUCAUCUAUGGCCUCGUCGCCUUGCCCUGGCGCCGGGGGCUGGGGGGCUGCUGUGGUGCGAACGGGCUGGGGACACCGCCCCAGCGCCCCUCCUCCGUCACGGGCUCCUCCCUUCCUCUCCGGCGGGGGGCGCCUCACCUUGAGCUAGCUGCUGAGACAGCCGACCCCUGAGCGCCUGGCCAGGGACGCAGCAGGCAGCCUGCCGCUGACAGGGCCUGGGAAUCGGGCCCGGGCCUGGGGGGAGGCUGCUGCUACGGCCACGGCUUCUUCAAGCCAGAAGUCUAGUCCUCCAAGCCUCAGGACCGCAGCUCCGCGCGGAAGAAGAGGAUUGCAGCAGCCUUC
Molecule: messenger RNA, 1311 nt
Organism: Rhineura floridana
Lineage: Eukaryota; Metazoa; Chordata; Lepidosauria; Squamata; Rhineuridae
Product: gonadotropin-releasing hormone II receptor-like
Exons: 3
Coding region: 1-1140 (379 amino acids)
Biological process (GO): neuropeptide signaling pathway
Cellular component (GO): membrane
Molecular function (GO): corazonin receptor activity; protein-hormone receptor activity
Source: RefSeq, a predicted model, not a curated record